Molecule: messenger RNA, 740 nt
Organism: Paraphaeosphaeria sporulosa
Lineage: Eukaryota; Fungi; Ascomycota; Dothideomycetes; Pleosporales; Didymosphaeriaceae
Exons: 1
Coding region: 212-655 (147 amino acids)
Source: RefSeq, a predicted model, not a curated record
CAUGGUAUCUCUGAAAGUUUCAUGCCGAAAGGCUGUUUGCACGUUUAUGAAAUAUUAGGCUGUUCUGCAUCGUCUCCUACACGCAGUUUCUUUAGUGCCUUGGAACAGUCGCAGCGUUGCCCUCCCACCGACACCGUUCACAUCUAUCAGGUUGUUAUCUUUUAAGCGCUGUCCAGUCGAACAUAUGAACAAAUUUGGAAGGGAGGUAUCUAUGACAGCGUUGUUGCGGGUCGUGUGCGGGGUCGACAGACGCCCUCCAGAUGUCAGGCAAGGCUCCGCCAGCUCCACCGACAUCAACAAGAUCGUACGCGCAGAUUACACCACGCCGUUUUACAUGGACGUCGCAUACGAGGCCAUGGAUGCAUGGAAGACUUGGCUCGUUCUUCGGAACCCGAAUGGACAGUGGUUCUUCCAUCAGAGCGGCUGGGUCAUGCUCAGCGAUGAGGGGAGCGAUCUUGCGGAGCGGAUACGGACGGAUUUGAGAGCGCGGGGGAGCGAUGGGACGAGCGACCUGGUAAUCGAUGGUAGUGUGAGGGAGAGGUGGGGCGGGUUGCUGAAGAAUACUAGGUUCGAUGAUCCGAAGAUUGAGAAGGGGUAUUGGAACCCUGAAGCUAAGCUGGAUGGGCUGACGCUGGAGACGCCGUGGCCAGAAUGAUGGAGGAGGCCGUGAGUAGGGGUGUGAAGUACGAGUGCAGCGGUGUGCAGACUUUGGUAAUGGGUGAGAACGGCGUCAUGGGCUU